This is a messenger RNA of Leptopilina heterotoma, 1425 nucleotides long. Its product is annotated as non-structural maintenance of chromosomes element 4 homolog A-like. Gene Ontology annotation, biological process: DNA repair. The record is from RefSeq and is a predicted model, not a curated record. NCBI's taxonomy places the organism in Eukaryota, Metazoa, Arthropoda, Insecta, Hymenoptera, Figitidae. Gene Ontology annotation, cellular component: Smc5-Smc6 complex; nucleus. The transcript is spliced from 6 exons. The coding region runs from base 315 to 1229 and encodes 304 amino acids.
ACUGUACAAAAAUUCUCACUCUCUGAACCGGCUCUAACCGGCGUUUUCUCACUUGUUUUUGUUUCGUUUGUUAAUUGUUAAAUUUACAUUUGUUUACAUUUUUCCCCCUCUUGUUCCACCUCAAAAGUGAAAUCCUUACUUCUGUUUCUAUAUUUUUCUCAAUUCUUUUGUGUGUUUAAAGAAAAAGUCUUUUUUCUGUUUCUAAAAAGAAAGUUUUUUCUUGUUUUCAAAAAGUAAAUAAACAUUGUUUUUGUCUCUUUUUUGUGUUUCGAAAAUUAUUGUCCGUGGACUAGAAAUAACAAGGAAAAAGAAAAAUGUCACAGCGGUCACAGCUUUCAAUGUCAAUGCGUGAUUGUAAGGGUGUUCGUAAGGAUAUUUUGUAUAAAGCACUCAAUUCAACGCAAUUACUUCAGGAAAAUGUUAAUAGAAACACGCCAAUUGAAUUGGAUAAUGUUAUGCACACGAUGGAAAUUGUUAAUCAACAAUUGUCCCUGGAUGAGAAAGUUGAAAAUCAAGAUGAAGUCGUUUUGGAUUCUGAAGUAAUGAGAUCGUCAUCGAGUGUAAUUCGACAAUGCACAAAUUCACUGAGAAAAGACUUUAAUUCAUACAACGUCAAUGAAUAUGCGGAAUUUUUUAUGGACUAUGUGCAAGAUCAAAUGAAUGAAUUAACAAGUCAAGGUGAAACGAUAAUGUGGUCGGCAAUUGAAUUUGAAAUAUUGCCAUUGUUCAAGAAAACGGCGUUUUUCUCAAAUUUAUCAGGCGCCUUGGAUCCAUUGCCAAAAAAGCAAAUUCAACGUAAAUUGACGCAACAAAAACGCGGACCCCUAGCGCAAGUGAAACGCCCCGAGAAGCAAAAAACAAUAAAUGAAAAUGAAACUGAGGAGGCAUCAAUGAUUGUGCAAAAAAUUCGCAAAUUAAUUGCACAGCAUUUUAAUGCAAAUCAAAGUUCACUCGAUUAUUUUCAAUUAAUUCUCAAUCCCCUUGAUUAUGGCAAGACAAUUGAGAAUAUUUUACACGUCGCAUUUCUUGUUCGCGAUGGAUACAUUAAAUUGUUCAGAGAUGAAAAUAAUGGAUCGUUGCAAGUUAUUUUGGCGUCGAAGGAAUUAUUGUCUCAGGCCAAAAGUUCGGGAAAGAAAAAAUCUAUACAGAAUAUUCUUUCAUUAACUCACGAUCAGUGGCAGAUUCUGUUGAACUUCUACAAUAUUCAAAGACCAAUGAUCGCAUUCUAAAGCCAAAAGGAAAAAGUUUGCUUCAUCUCAUUAAUUUCAUCGCAAUUGACAAAUUUUCUUCUACAAUUUUAAAUUACAUACCAUUAAGUAUUAGUUUAAAAGAAACAAAAACAGUAUUUAUUUUAUCAGUGUUAAAACUGUUGUGAAAUUUUAUCUUCUCUUUUGUUUUUAUUUCAAAAUGACUUCGUUUUUAUUU